This is a messenger RNA of Paramacrobiotus metropolitanus, 2407 nucleotides long. RefSeq names its product tyrosyl-DNA phosphodiesterase 1-like. Bases 256 to 1836 code for a protein of 526 amino acids. The record is from RefSeq and is a predicted model, not a curated record. The transcript is spliced from 11 exons. Gene Ontology annotation, molecular function: single-stranded DNA binding; protein kinase activity; 3'-tyrosyl-DNA phosphodiesterase activity. NCBI's taxonomy places the organism in Eukaryota, Metazoa, Tardigrada, Eutardigrada, Parachela, Macrobiotidae. Gene Ontology annotation, cellular component: nucleus. Gene Ontology annotation, biological process: single strand break repair; protein phosphorylation; double-strand break repair.
UCUGCACAAUAUUAUUGUGCACUCGUACGACUUCAAGUUCCAUACCACUGCUGUCCAUAAUUUUCAGACGUAAUACGAUAAAUCGUACUAAAUUCAACAAUCUGCAGGCAUAGGUAUCUGGUUUUACAUUUGAUUCGUUCAACAGCUCCGGACAUUGAAAUAAUUUUUUUUCCUUUCUUGUACCUGGAUCGACGUGAAGUACCAUAUUCUGUGGCGCAGACUCGGCGCGCUUGCCACUUCGUGAGUCUGGACGCUAUGGCGUCGGUGAAUGGCAGUUUGCCUUCAUGUCCCUAUGGUUCUCGCUGUUACCGUCAAAACCCUCAACAUUUUAAGGAAUUCUCUCAUCCAGCUGAUCACCAGAAACACACAUCGGAGGCGGAUACACCGAAUCAUUCCAGUGAAAGUGUUGCGGGAUCUUCUGGUGAUACUGCCGAGCCUGCUCGCAAACGUAUGCGACCCGCGUCGCCUGUACCGCAGAUUCAAAAUCCUUCAGCAAGCUCGCCACAGACCACUGGAUGUCCUCUUGGAAUCUUUCUAACGACCACACGCGGACUGGAAAAUGAGUUCAACGAUUUAUCGUGGUGUCGUAGUAUGAAACAUAUUUUGGCUCCGGAUAUGGGAGAUCUGCAGGCUUCUAUACAGUUCAAUUAUAUGUUCGAUAUUCCCUGGAUUGUGGAUCAGUAUCCGCCGGAGUUUCGCGAUCGGCCUAUGAUGAUCGUGCAUGGUGAUAGUACAACCUCCUCCAGUGGUCAGUUAUUGCGCCAGGACGCAUCGCAGUUUCCCCACAUUACGCUUGCUAUGGCACGUCUUCCUAUGGCUUAUGGCACUCAUCAUACAAAAAUGAUGAUCCUGUUCUAUGUUGAGGGAGUUCGUGUAGUAGUGCAUACUUCCAAUCUGAUCUCUGGUGACUGGAAUAACAAAACGCAGGGGAUGUGGAUAAGCCCCGUAUUUCCCAAAUCUUCCGAUGCAAAGGAUUCUUCUACCAAUUUCCGUAGAGACCUCCUCGAAUACCUUCGCAGUUACGGAAUACCUAAGUUAAACGAGGUUGCGGACAGACUAAUGCAUCACGACAUGUCGUCUGCGAAUGUAUUUAUUGUGUCUUCAGUGCCAGGGCGGCACGAAGGAGAGAAGAAGUCUUCAUUUGGCCAUCUCAAGUUGCGGUCGUUACUGAAAAAGCACUGUUUUUCGAUACCAAGUUCUUGGCCGGUUAUUGGUCAGUUUUCCAGCAUCGGAUCUCUUGGACCGGCGGCUGACAAGUGGUUAACAGGAGAGUUUUUGGAUUCUCUGGGAAGUUCCGUAGCGCUCUCAGGAAAAGCUCCAUUGAAAUUGGUUUUUCCCAGUGUGGAUAACGUGCGACUCAGUUCCGAAGGAUGGAAAGGAGGCGGUUCGCUACCGUAUUCUCAAGUGACAGCGGAUAAACAGCGUUAUCUGGACAAAUUUCUCCACGUUUGGAAAUCGGACGCGAAAGGCCGGUCUCAUUCCAUGCCGCACAUCAAGACAUAUACCCGUACUAGUCCGGAGCUCAAAGAAGCUGCUUGGUUGUGUAUUACCAGUGCCAAUCUUUCUAAAGCCGCAUGGGGGGCCUUGGAAAAGGAAGGCAGUCAGCUGAUGAUCCGCUCCUAUGAGCUGGGUGUUGUGUUUAUUCCGCACGCUUCUGAUCCGGCGAGCAGCAGGUUCAAGAUUGUCGCCGACUUCACUUCCCACUGUGAUAAUGGAUUGGCGGUAUUUCUCCCGUAUGACUUACCUCUGGUGAAGUAUUCCGAUAGAGAUCGGCCAUGGACGUGGGAUGCACCGCAAACUGGAUUACUGGAUAGAUUUGGAAAACCGCGGAAGUGAAGUGGAUUUGAAUAUUAAAUAAAUGGUAUAUGUACAAUAUUAUGGUUUAAAGCAGUUGUGGUGAAUGUACUGUAUGGCUACUUUUUUGGCUGUGGGCUUUGCUGCGUUUUUAAUGUGAUUUAUAUGACGUUUAUUUCUCAACGCUUUUAAAAUCCGGUUAAUGCAAGGAGUUAUCAUCGCCUUUUUCCAUUUUACAGUUUUGUUGGGGAGUGCGAUAAGAGCAUUUGCUUGCAGCUUCCCACUCUGCAGUACACGUGCACUGUAAAAAGUAUGUACACGUGCACUAUAAAAAGACCAGUACGUAGCAAGAUUUCAAAUACGAUCGUGAUCAGUGGAUUUGUAACACUUAAAUGCAAGUUUACUUCCUACUUUUGUUCCGGAUGGAGGCCCAUUGUCGAGUUCGCUAGUUGCGAGUGCCAUACUUUGUAUUAAGAAAUUUAUGAAUAUUGUUGCUUGUUCCUAUUUUUGUAAUCGCGGAUUUUGCAAUGUUGGCUAUUUUUGCAAUCACAGCAAUACUUUGUUUUGCUGUUUUUGCGCUAUUUAACUGAUGUGCAAUAAAAAUUACAUGCAA